GUCAAAGUCAAAUCUUACAAGAGAAGGACUGCAGGAGGAAUGUUUUAUUUUUAUUAAUAAAAAAUUGAUUUAAACCCUUGAUAUAACAAAAUUGUUGAUAUCAAGACCUACCUUUGCAAUGGCAUUAGCUAUUAGAUGGUCUUCGAGUGAGGUUUUUGGGGCAGCGAAAUGGUUCAUAAGAAGAGAUUGUCGUGCCUUAUCAACUAUUCCUGAAAGAGCUGAGGAACAAACUGUUUCACCGAAACGUGAAAGACAGGCGACAUCUCGAGUUCGGAUUAGUGCAAGAAAUCCAAACUUGGGCUUGCGACAUGCAUACCCAGAAUUUCUGCCUGACCCCAACCCAAAAUGGAGGAACAGUCUGCGCGAGAAGUUGGAAAGAAGUGACAUGCUGAAAAGGCGCAAUCAGAUUGAUAUACCUGAGUUUUAUGUUGGUAUGUGUAUCAAUUCCUAACUUUAGCGAUAUUUG
This is a messenger RNA of Spodoptera litura, 466 nucleotides long. Its product is annotated as large ribosomal subunit protein bL19m-like. NCBI's taxonomy places the organism in Eukaryota, Metazoa, Arthropoda, Insecta, Lepidoptera, Noctuidae. The record is from RefSeq and is a predicted model, not a curated record.